AUGGCCGGAGGGGAAGAGCCUGAAGGAAAAUGUAGCUGCCGUCUGUGGCCCCCGCAGAGCGACGACUCGGAUGUGUGGGACGACACGGCCCUCAUCAAGGCGUACGACAAGGCGGUGGCCUCCUUCAAGAACGCUUUAAAGAAUGGAGAGUGUUCGGAGCCUUCAGACAAACAGGAACAGCGUGUGGGGAUGAAGAGAAAAAACAAUAAAAAGAACAGAAAUAGAAAAAAGAGCAACACAGUGCCUUCAAAACAGUGGAAAGUUGGUGACAGCUGUAAUGCGGUUUGGUCUGAGGAUGGUAAUGUGUACCUUGCAACUAUUGCCUCCAUCAAUCAGAAGAGAGGCACGUGUGUUGUUACUUACACGGGAUAUGGAAAUCGGGAGGAGCAGAACCUGUCUGAUCUACUUCCUCCAGCCAGCAAUGAAACAGUAAAUGGGAUGGGGAAUUCUGGGGAGAAUGAAAAUGAGACUCCGUAUUCAACAGAUGAAAGUGAAAAAUCUUCCCAGUCACCUCGAAACAAAAACAACUGCACGAAAACAAGAUUCUCCCCUCAAAACCUACGUUUUCCCUCACCACCAGCAGCCCCAGGCCUGCGAAGGCCAGGACCAAAAUUCAGGGCUCCUCCAUCUUUUCUGUCUUGCUGGCCCCCACCCUUCCCAGCAGGACCUCCGUUGAUUCCUCCUCCGCCACCUAUGAGGCCAGACUCUCCUGAGGAUGAUGAAGCAUUGGGGAGCAUGUUGAUAGCCUGGUACAUGAGUGGUUAUCACACUGGGUAUUACCUGGUACGUGCCAUUUGUCUGGAACUGUCAUGUCUUUGUAAUUUUGCUUUUGUGUUGCUGCUGCUGUUUUCAGCAAGAAGUUAGAGAGGGAGGGCUGCUUUUUAGAUCUCUUAUUCUAAU
Molecule: messenger RNA, 900 nt
Organism: Egretta garzetta (little egret)
Lineage: Eukaryota; Metazoa; Chordata; Aves; Pelecaniformes; Ardeidae
Gene: SMN2
Product: survival of motor neuron 2, centromeric
Biological process (GO): mRNA processing
Cellular component (GO): nucleus; cytoplasm
Molecular function (GO): RNA binding
Source: RefSeq, a predicted model, not a curated record